AUGGUGGCCGUCGGCACGGCGGGCGGCGCGGCGCACGUGCUGCGGCUGUCGGCGGGGCUGGCUGAGGCGGUGCAGAAUGAGAAGCAGGGGGUCAACGCGAUGCUGGAGCGGGAGACGCUGAGGGAGAAGAACCUGGACAAGGCGGCCAAGGAGGCCAAGAUCAAGGCGCGGCGCGAGGCGGCGCGCGCGGCAGAUCUAGGGGCGGGGGUCAGCGACCAGGAUCUCGCGGAUCUCGAGGACGAGUUCUGGCGGGCCACGGGCGUGGAGGGCGGCGCGCGGCUGAGGCUGCUCGGAAGCCUGGCGGGCGGCGAGGGCGGCGGCGGCGGCGCGGAAGCAGGGGAGGCAAGGGCGGCGGCAGCUGGGGAGGCGGCGGACGGCGACGGAUCGGGGGGAGUGGGGGCAGAGUAG
Molecule: messenger RNA, 408 nt
Organism: Monoraphidium neglectum
Lineage: Eukaryota; Viridiplantae; Chlorophyta; Chlorophyceae; Sphaeropleales; Selenastraceae
Exons: 2
Coding region: 1-408 (135 amino acids)
Source: RefSeq, a predicted model, not a curated record